Messenger RNA from Salvelinus sp. IW2-2015, 4779 nucleotides. The record is from RefSeq and is a predicted model, not a curated record. Lineage: Eukaryota; Metazoa; Chordata; Actinopteri; Salmoniformes; Salmonidae.
UGUAGAUAUGUGGUAGUAGUGGAGUAGAGGCCUGAGGGCACACAGUGUGUUAAACUUGUGAAUGUAAUGUCCAGUCUAUUCUAGUAAAUCAUUCAUUCAGUUGUCCAACUGUGCGUAUAUGGCUCUGGUUUCAGUCACUGCACAGGUGGUGGGGUUGAUCUCAUUGGACUCACUUGACGGUUCAGGGUGGUUGAGUCAUGUUCUGGUAUGCACUGGGUUGGACACCCACUCUGAGAUAUACUCAUGCCCUUGUACUGGGGUAGACUCACGGUCUCAUGUAGUGGUGUCAUUGUGCUCUUGUUUCAAUGAAGCGGUGCUCAGUGGGCUUGGUGACUCAUCUGCAGAAUGGAGAAAGAAGACCUGAAGAUCGUGAACAAGGAUGAGGAGGAUGAGAUGGAGCUCCAGGGGUACCGUGUGUGUCGGUGGCGCGUGGCGCUGGUGGGUCUUUGGGUGCUCUGUACGGGGGGCUUCCUUCUGCUGCUGCUCUACUGGAUGCCAGAAUGGUGUGUGAAGGCCACCUGUAGCCGGACCACUGUCAGAGAGGCCGAAGUGGUGCUGCUCCAAUCCACCGAUGAGUUUAAGCGCUGGUUCCUAGCCAAGGUGCGUGUGAUGCUGGCCCCAGGGAGGAACCCCUUUGACAGCCUGGAGACCCAGACCACUCCCCCCAUGGCCAACGGACACUCCCCCCACUCCUCGAACAGCCCCAGCCAGGAGUUCAACAGGAAGUAUGCAGAGUACCAGCCCACUCAGAUUCGCUAUUUUACACUCCAUAGCACAAAGUACUACUGGAACGACGAGGUCCAGAAUUUUGAGGUGUUAACGGGCUUGGAAGACCUGGAGGUGACCUGUUCCAACAUCCACUCAGAGCACAGCACGGGGCUCACCAGCAACCAGCAGGAGUACAGGAGACUGUUUUUUGGAGUGAAUGAAAUUGCAGUGAAAGUGCCUUCAGUUUUCAAGCUGCUAAUCAAAGAGGUCCUCAACCCUUUCUACAUCUUCCAGCUCUUCAGUGUGAUCCUGUGGAGCGCAGACGAGUACUACUACUACGCCGUAGCCAUCGUCUUCAUGUCGGUCAUAUCCAUAGCUACCUCUCUGUACACCAUUAAAAAGCAAUACGUCAUGCUUCACGACAUGGUGGCAGCACACAGUAUUGUCCGUGUUUCAGUCUGCAGAGCCAACAACGACAUCGAGGAGGCCCUGUCCACUGACCUGGUGCCCGGCGAUGUCAUGGUCAUCCCUAGCAACGGGACCAUCAUGCCGUGUGAUGCGGUGCUGGUCAGCGGCACCUGCAUUGUCAACGAGAGCAUGCUGACAGGCGAGAGUGUGCCCGUCACCAAGACCAACCUCCCCAACCCGGGUGAGGGGGACAAGGAGGGUGACGGGGCCUACAGCAUGGAGGAGCACAAGAGACACACCCUCUUCUGUGGCACACACAUCAUCCAGACUCGUUUCUACUCAGGGGAACUGGUCAAGGCAGUGGUGGUCCGCACAGGCUUCAGCACAGCUAAGGGCCAGCUGGUGCGCUCCAUCCUCUACCCCAAGCCCACGGACUUCAAGCUGUACCGCGACGCCUACCUCUUCCUGCUGUGCCUGGUGGCUAUAGCCGGUAUCGGCUUUGUCUACUCCAUCGUCCUCAGCAUCAUGAACAAGGUGCCAGCCAAGACCAUCAUCAUCGAGUCCCUGGACAUCAUCACCAUCACCGUGCCCCCCGCGCUGCCCGCUGCCAUGACGGCGGGCAUCGUGUACGCCCAGCGCCGCCUCAAACGCAUCGGCAUCUUCUGCAUCAGCCCCCAGAGGAUCAACAUCUGUGGCCAGCUCAACCUGGUCUGCUUCGACAAGACGGGUACACUCACAGAGGAUGGACUAGACUUAUGGGGAGUCCAGAGAGUGGAGAAUGGCACUUUCCACCUGUCAGAGGAGAAUGCCUACAAGGAGAGUCUGGUCAAGUCCCAGUUUGUAGCCUGCAUGGCCACCUGCCACUCUCUUACCAAGAUUGAUGGCCAGCUGUCCGGAGACCCUCUGGACCUGAAGAUGUUUGAGGCCACAGGUUGGAUCCUGGAGGAGGCCACUGAGGAGGAGACCUCCCUCCACGACCGCAUCAUGCCCACCGUGGUGCGGCCCCCCAAGCAGCUGAUGCCCCCCGAGCCCGUCAUGUCACCCGAACAGGACAUGGAGCUGUAUGACUUGUCGUUGGCCUAUGAGAUUGGUAUUGUGCGUCAGUUCCCCUUCUCCUCGGCGCUGCAGAGGAUGUGUGUGGUAGCCCGUCUGCUGGGGGAGAAGCGCAUGGAUGCCUACCUCAAGGGGGCGCCAGAGGUGGUGGCCAGCCUCUGCAAGAAAGACACUGUUCCAGAGGACUUUGCSGAGGUUCUGGAGGACUACACCAAGCAGGGCUUCCGGGUCAUCGCCCUGGCCCACCGCCGCCUCGAGUCCAAACUCACCUGGCACAAAGUCCAGAACGUCAACAGGGACCAGAUGGAGGCCAACAUGGAGUUCCUGGGGUUGAUCAUCAUGCAGAACAAGCUGAAGGCUGAGACCGCCGGGGUACUGGAGGACCUCCGCAGGGCACACAUCCGCACCGUCAUGGUCACUGGUGACAACAUGUUGACAGCCAUCUCAGUGGCCAGGGACUGUGGCAUGAUCCCCCCUCAGGACCGGGUCAUCAUCGCCGACGCGCUGCCCUCCAAAGAUGGUCAGUCGGCCAAGAUCAACUGGCGCUACGCAGACAAACCCAGCAAACAUGUGGGCAAAGCCCCACGCCUGGAGGAAGUAGAGAUCAGUCUAGAGGAUGUUUGUCACACUGACGAGCCCAAGUCUCAGGACCAGUACCACUUCGCCAUGAGUGGCAAGUCCUUCGCUGUCAUCACUGAGCACUUUCAGGAUGUGCUGCAGAAGUUGGUGCUGCGUGGCACAGUGUUUGCCCGAAUGGCCCCUGACCAGAAGACCCAGCUCAUCGAAGCACUGCAGAGUGUGGACUAUUUUGUGGGCAUGUGUGGAGAUGGCGCAAAUGAUUGUGGUGCUUUGAAGAAGGCUCAUGGUGGGAUCUCUCUCUCUGAGCUGGAGGCCUCUGUAGCCUCUCCCUUCACCUCCAGGACCCCCAACAUCUCCUGUGUCCCCAGCCUCAUCAGAGAAGGGCGAGCGGCUCUCAUCACCUCCUUCUGUGUGUUCAAGUUCAUGGCACUCUACAGCAUCAUCCAGUACAUCAGUGUCACCCUGCUCUACUCUAUCCUCAGUAACCUGGGAGACUUCCAAUUCCUCUUUAUCGACAUCGCAAUCAUCCUCCUCAUCGUCUUCACCAUGUCUCUGAACCCAGCAUGGAAGGAGCUGGUGUCGAGGCGUCCCCCCUCAGGUCUGAUCUCAGGCCCUCUGCUGUUCUCCGUGCUUACUCAGAUCCUCAUCUGUCUGGGCUUCCAGACCAUCGCUUUCCUCUGGGUCCGACACCAGGCCUGGUACGACAUCUGGACGCCAGAGUUAGAUGCCUGCAACUCGUCCCCCCAUGUCAACUUCUCCCCGAAGCACAACUCCUCUGAGGACGACCACAACAUCAAGAACUACGAGAACACCUCCCUGUUCUAUGUCUCCUCCUUCCAGUACCUCAUCGUGGCCAUCGUCUUCUCCAAGGGGAAGCCCUUCAGACAGCCCAGCUACAAAAACUGGCCCUUUGUGCUGUCAUGUAUUGGCUUGUACAUAUUUCUGUUCUUCAUCAUGUUCUACCCUGUGUCUGCUAUCGAUGAAUUCCUAGAGAUUGUGUGUGUUCCGUUUGAAUGGAGAAUCACUCUGUUCUUCAUCAUCGUAGUCAAUGCAGCCGUGUCUGUCUUGGCGGAGACCCUCGUCCUUGACGUCGUCUUAUGGAAGCUUGUGUUCAGCCGAGACAAGCAGGGCAGCUAUGGCACCACCCCUGCCACCCCGACAACACAGGUUGGGAAAUCUGACACUCCUCUUCCACCGUCGCUUUUAAUCUCCCCUGGUGACCCCCUUCCCCUCCCUUUCUUCUUUCUCUCCUUUCUCUUUCUCUAUCACCCAGCACUCUUAUUAUAUAACCUACCCAAACCUUGCAUGUGUGGACCUUAUUGUUCUCUGACCCUCUUUUGCCCCCUGGCGGGUUGUCUGUGUUAUUACUCUCCUCUGGGAGCACGAUUCCUUCCUGUAUUUAAUACCCCCAGCAGUAGUACAGUAUUGGCUCCAGUAAGCUCCUCCCGCUGCAUGCGCCUCAAAGCGUCCCCUGUUAGCUCCUAACAGUGUGAGUGGAAACCGCAUGGUCUCGAUCAGGUACAGUUAUGUAUCCACUGCAGGCUAGCUGAGAAGGGUAUGUCUCCCACCCAUGGUGUCACUCUUGCUCCCUCCCAUGGUGUCACUCUUGAUCCCUCCCAUGGUGUCACAAAUUCUCCUAAUUAUCUUCUGUUGCACUGCAUGUCUGCUUGUUUUGAGGUAAUUCUCGGCAGAAAAAGGACAAUCCCCCAAACGUAUUGUCAGCCAUGCUUGACUUGAAUUUGAAUUACCUAAGAACUAAUUCUGUUGAAAUUAUAGAAUUUUUCACGACAGUUAAAAACCAUAAUAAAACAAUGUGUAUGCAUGCUGCAAUAGUGAACCAAUCUGAAUACCAUCACUACCUUUAGGUUAUAUAGUGCAUGUGGUGACAUAAGCAUGUGAGAUCAUUCUACCUUCUAAAGGCACAAAAAUACAAAAGACAAUUGGGAAGACAAUUAAUGAGGAAACAUAUCCACAGAGGAAAAAAAUAUUAAUUUAGUUUUCUUUGCCCUUUCCCUCCUCUUGUUGUCGUUG